Varroa destructor (honeybee mite) is the source of this 3440-nucleotide messenger RNA. RefSeq lists its product as uncharacterized. The record is from RefSeq and is a predicted model, not a curated record. Lineage: Eukaryota; Metazoa; Arthropoda; Arachnida; Mesostigmata; Varroidae.
GUGACUCCGCGCGAUAGAUGCGAUCGCCUGCCACUGCAGUUCGCUGCCGCUCUCAACAGACGCAGCAGUAUGAGUAAUAAUAUGAAAUAGACGUAAUACGCACAGAUUUUGCUAUACGAAAGCUUAACGGAUCACACUUAUGUGUGACUAAAAAUCGACGCAAUUUUAAUAGUCCAGAUGCUAUUACAAUGAAACUUAAGACAGGAGUCCGUGCAAGAUGCUUAAAUACUACUAUUAUUAAGAAGUGUAAAUCCCAAUUUAUAAAUCGAUAUAUGAACUGACUUAAGGACCUUCGUUGCCUUGUGUAACUUUGCUAACGUAACGUGCGUAAAUACGAAUGUAACAUUCUGCGAAAGUGACGAAAGUGAUUGACCAAUACCGAUUACACGAUUUUAUCAUUAAAGUUUUGUGCGCGUGGGCACAUGCACAAAAAACUAGGGACUCGAAUCAAACAGUUUGUGUCUUUUCGUGUUCCUUGCAACUGAGGGAAGAUUACGGUCGUUCUACGAAGGACAAGAGGAACAAUCAUUGGACUUCUGUAGCUCUUAAGGCAGUGGACGAUCAUACAAAGAGCAGGAGUUAACUUUUUCUGACGGGACCAUCUUACUUUGCCGGUUAUGACGUAGCAUGGGAGCAAGCAUCUGCGCAACGAUCUUGACCUUUCACAGAGCAAUAGUUUUCGUCUGAGGCGAAGUUCGUCUUAAUUCAAGGUAUGGGAUAUUGGUGUCAGGUCUUUGUGGCUGUCGUGUUGGCUCUAUUAGGAACCGCGCCGUGGGUUUCAGGGCAUGGCCGCCUCCUCCACCCACCCUCGCGUUCUUCGAUGUGGAGACUUGGCUUUAAGACCCCACGAAACUAUAACGAUCACGAGCUGUUUUGUGGAGGCUUUACCCGCCAGCGAAAUAAUGGAAUGCGUUGCGGAAUUUGUGGGGAUCCGUUCGAUUCACCAACCCCCAGACCUAAUGAAAUGGGAGGAAAAUACUACACAGGAAUCAUUUCUGACAAGUACCAAGCUGGUCAAGUGAGAACCAUCACCGUUGAGUUGACAGCCAACCAUCGAGGAUAUUUCGAGUUUAAACUAUGUCCGGUCAACGGGAACCCUGCGAAGGAGACGGAGGAAUGUCUGAAAAAUCAUCCCAUAGAGGUGGUUGGAGAAGGCCGUCGUCAAAACGAAAGCCCGUACCGGUAUUACGUGGAAAAUUCCAAUAGAGGAGAAUUCGACGUUCGGCUGCGCUUCCCUAAAAAUAUCACCUGCUCGCAAUGCGUAUUCCAGUGGACCUACACAGCAGGUAACAACUGGGGAAUGUGCGCUAAUGGUACUUAUACUGUAGGCUGUGGCCUGCAGGAGACCUUUCGAGGCUGUGCCGAUAUCAAGAUUGAACCUGACGGUGAUGAGUUUUCUCACAUUCCUACUACUGUACCUGCGUCAAGCCCCAUAAGCACACCUGUACCAUUUCCGAUUCCUCCGCAACCGACAGUUCGGCCUAUUCAGCCAUUCCGUCCUCACUUCCAAUCUCCUGAUCGUACGCGAAAUUACUUCCCACAUCGUUCUAACCCUGUGUCUCGCUCAACAUAUCGACCCCUAUACACUCCACCUACCCUAUCCUGGGAACACUGGAAUAGUGGCAAUGCCUGGCCCAGCACCGUUAAUCCUGGCUAUCCCCAUGGCAAGCCAUCAACAACCACUUGGUUUUAUCACCAGUGGCCUGCGACACCUAGUAUUACGGCAAGGUCUCAACGUUUUCCCGUGAACGGAAAUUGGCCUUUUACCCCUGACCUGAAAACCUCGCCGCGUCCUUCGUUUGAGACCCAUAAUUGGGCGACAAACACAUUUUUAUACGUGCAUCCGAGCCGAAAACAUGUGCGUAAUCCUAGCAGACAAUCGACGAGUCCCCGACCGUAUUUGGUUCCUCUCAGUCCGCGCCUACCUGAACAAGAAGAGUGGCCAUCUACUCCAGAUCUUAAAACUUCUCCAAGACCGUUCCCUAAGCGCAGACCCCCACACCGCAAAUGGAAUCCAGAGAUGGACGAUUUUCUUAAUGAUGUUUCAGAUACUUUGUCGCCUAGCGAGCCAACGACCAAAAUAUCCCCGCAUGACGAGAUACACACAGAACUUUCACAUGACGAAAAAAUACCACAGCCAUCACGUCCAAAAUGGAAAAAGCCCUUGUCAUCGUCUCCGAAAUGGAAAAAGCCCUCGUCAUCACCUCCGCAGUGGAAAAAGCCCUCGUCAUCGCCUCCGCAACGGGAAAUAUCCUCGUCAUCGCCUCCGCAGCGGGAAAAGUCCUUCUCAUCACCUCCACAGUGGGAAAAGCCCUCGUCAUCGCCUCCGCAACGGGAAAAGUCCUCGUCAUCGCCUCCGCAGCGGGAAAAGUCCUCCUCAUCACCUCCACAGUGGGAAAAGCCCUCGUCAUCGCCGGACUUAGACACGCCGCUGCUGGUACCACCGUCCACUCGGAAGCAGCCAACGCUGCCCCCAGUUGUCUCUGUGGAUGUUGUGCAGAACGCUAUGUUUACAACACCUGUAGUCACUCAAGGGCUUGUCACACCAAGACGACCCGGGCAGGUACAGUGUCGCGGAGCAGGAACUUUUGCGUCUACACCUGGUAUGGACGAGUGGUGCAUAAGCAAUUGUAAUCACGUACCGCUCUAUUGUCCUUCGUCGCAUUGCGAUUGUGAUUAGAUUACGAGACGGUUUUGUCUAACAGGACUAUCACUUCUACGGCAUCUCGAUUCUGUCCUUGCAUUCAAUGCUAACACAGACAGAGACGAUAACAGGUUACCAGAGAAAACGGUCAAAAUUAUUAUACGGAGGUAAAAAGAAGAAAAAUGUGUAAAAAAGGCACGAUAGGGUGUGGUAAAUUCGCGCAUAGUGAAGAAUGAAAACGAACCAAUUCUGGGUGGCGUAGGCUGAAUGACUGAUGAUGGCUAUGGAUGUUUAAAGUAUUACUUUUAAGGGUCAUCUGUGUAAUUAUAAUAGCAAUAGGUUAUUCCACAACGACAGUGAGGAACUGUCUAGCAGAACUCAUCGCAACAAGUUACGGUAAUAACAAUGUGGUUUGGAGCCGAGAUGAAGCUUACUGUGAAUGCUCUUCGUUUAUGACAGAUGCGCAGUCAGAGGCCACUCCCAUAGUCAUUCAUUGUGUACAUAUAAAACCGUCAUAAUCGUACCAAUAUAUAGAAAAUAGCUAUACGGAUCAACGUUCUCUGUUGUUGCAAUUCGUUGCGUCCGGCAUAAACUGAAUAUUCUGACUGGCUGUAACAUCCUAAAUAAGAUAGAUGCAUAAAACUGUGCGGUGCGUGUGGAAUUAAUAUAUAAUAAUAAUAAGUUUAAAUAUAAGCGUAUUUAUUUUUGUGUAACGUCCCAGGGCGAUGUGUUUGAGAGGAAAGAUGAAUCCAAAACUGAAAAAUAAACCUAUUUAUUGAGUCACGUUUUUUGUCGG